Messenger RNA from Episyrphus balteatus (marmalade hoverfly), 1596 nucleotides. RefSeq names its product zinc finger Ran-binding domain-containing protein 2. The record is from RefSeq and is a predicted model, not a curated record. Bases 169 to 1395 code for a protein of 408 amino acids. Lineage: Eukaryota; Metazoa; Arthropoda; Insecta; Diptera; Syrphidae. The transcript is spliced from 3 exons. Gene Ontology annotation, molecular function: RNA binding; lipopolysaccharide binding.
UCGAAAAGUCAAUUUACCAAAAAAAAAAAAAGAAGAAAAAACUUGAAAACGUUUUAUAAAUUUUUUCCAAUAAUUUUACACAAAAAAUUCCUUAUUAGCAUUUUAAUUUAAUCAUAAGAUAAAAAUAAAAACAUUUUACAUUAAGUGUGAUCUUGAAGCAGCACGAAAAUGUCCAUAGUCGAGAGUGGAAAAGCAGUUUCCGAUAGCAGUUCCAGCGGCGGCGGCGGCGGCGGCGGCAAUGAUUGGAUUUGCGAUGAUGUUGAGUGCAAAAAUGUGAAUUUCGGCAGACGAACACAUUGCCACAAGUGCCAGCGAGAGCGUCCCGAAGUUGUCGCUAGUAGCGGCAGCGUCCCUGGCGGCGGAGCAGCUGCAGCUGCUCCCGCCGCCGCCAUUAGCACCGGUGGCGGCGGUGGUGGUGGCUCAUCCAAAAAGAAACUUGGCACUGAAAUAGGAAAGGCAGCUGCCGAGAAGUCACGUGGCCUAUUCAGCGCCGAGGACUGGCAAUGCAGCAAAUGCGCCAAUGUUAAUUGGGCCCGCCGGCAAACUUGCAACAUGUGCAACGCGCCAAAGUUCUGUGAUGUUGAAGAGAGGACCGGAUACGGUGGGGGUUAUAAUGAUCGCGGGGUCGUGGAGUAUAAAGAGCGAGAAGAGUCAGACAGCGAAUACGAUGAGUUCGGUCGUAGGAAGAAGCGCAAACAGGACGAGCGAAAGAAGCCAUCAUCAGUGCCAGAUAAACCAUCGAAAGAGAAGAAUGGGGCCAAUGCCGAUUUAGGGGGUGUUGGCAAUGACGAAGAAGAGGAAGAAGAUGACGAGGAAGACGAUGGCGAUGGGGAUCUAUCCAAAUACGAUUUGUGGGGAUCGGAUAACGAGGAAGAUACCAAACCCAAAGUGGAGACCAAAACCCGGUCCCGAUCACGAUCGAAUACGCGAUCGUCGCAUAGUUCGUCGUCAUCAUCGAAAUCAUCCUCAUCCUCUAGCUCGUCCUCUUCGUCCACAUCACACUCGACCUCUGGCGGAAGUUCUUCGUCGUCAUCUUCUUCGCCCAAAUCAAAGACCAAGUCACGUUCGUCACGUGACCGUUCGAAGACUCGAUCUCAUACGUCUUCUCGUAAAUCUCGCCGCCACAGCUCAAAGUCUCGUUCCAGGUCGACUACAUCUUCCAAAAAUCGACCUGAUCGUUCCAAAGAUCGUCGGCAGCAUCGUGGUCGAUCUCGUUCUCCUCGAUCUGGUUCUCGUUCUCGCACUCAUUCGAGGAACAUUUCGAAUUCUUCGCAUUCGACCAAAUAUAAAAAUAGAGAGGCCGAGAGUCGGUCGCCUCGUUCGACGACCUCGUCGUCGCGCCAUAAGAAACGAUCUCGCUCAAGGAGCAACUCGACCAACAAAAAGAGGCGUUAGCCACUUCUUUUUUUUAAGCUUAAACACAAACAUAAUUAAUAAUGUUUUUGCGCUGGUGUUUUAAUCUAUUUAUACGUAUAAUAUGUAACGGAUUUGAAUUUUUAGAGCCAUUUUUUCAUCCUUUUUUCCAAUAUUUCUUAUAUAUAAAAAUAAGCAAAUGCACGGUAGAUGAAUUGUUUUUUGAGUUCUCUUUUCUUUGUA